This is a messenger RNA of Cotesia congregata, 774 nucleotides long. The record is from the annotation of a GenBank genome assembly. NCBI's taxonomy places the organism in Eukaryota, Metazoa, Arthropoda, Insecta, Hymenoptera, Braconidae.
AUGAAGAAAUUUUUAUUUAUUAUUUGUAUUUUUAUUCCAUCAGUUUUCUGUGGGUCGCGACCCAGUUUCGUGACUGAUGAGAUGAUUGCCAUGGCUGCGAGUGUCGUCAAUGCAUGUCAAAGACAAACAGGCGUGGCUACAGCGGACAUCGAAGCUGUAAGAAAUGGAGAGUGGCCAGAGUCUCGCCAAUUAAAAUGUUACAUGUAUUGUCUCUGGGAACAAUUUGGAUUAAUUGAUACCAAAGGUGAGCUGAGUCUCAACGGAAUGCUAACAUUUUUCCAAAGAAUACCAGCAUACAGAGCUGAAGUUCAAAAAGCUAUUCGUGAGUGCAAAGGAGUUGGUAAAUAUUUAGCUAAUGGAGACAAUUGUCAAUAUGCGUAUACAUUUAACUUAUGUUACGCAAAAAUAUCACCCAAGCCAGUUCCAGAGGAAUUUUUAGAUGUCCAGCCAACAAUUCGUGCUGCGUGUGUAAAAGAAUCGGGAAUUCCUAGUGAAGAUUUGAUUAACAAAGCUGCAAAAGGAGAAUUCACCGAUGAUCCUCAAUUGAAGUGUUACUUGAAAUGUAUUUUUGAUCAAUUCAGACUAGUAAGCAAACGUGGAAUUAACUUUGACGCAAUGUUAGCUUUAUCUCCUCCAUCAAUGAAAGAAUCUGCGGCUAAAAUGAUCAAAGAGUGCCGUGAAACAAAGGGAAAAGAAGGCGAUCUCUGUGAUUUGUCUUAUGAAGUUACCAAGUGUUUGUACAAUUCAAACCCUGAGACCUACUUCAUUCUUUAA